Molecule: messenger RNA, 912 nt
Organism: Ostreococcus lucimarinus CCE9901
Lineage: Eukaryota; Viridiplantae; Chlorophyta; Mamiellophyceae; Mamiellales; Bathycoccaceae
Exons: 1
Coding region: 1-912 (303 amino acids)
Source: RefSeq, a predicted model, not a curated record
AUGAACGCGCUGAGAGCGAGCCCCAAGUUCCUGUCCCGCUCGGACGAAGGCGAGAAAAUGCGAGCGCUCGACGUCGGUUGCGCCGUGGGCGGCGCGACGAUCGAAUUGGCGAGAAAACGAUGUAUACAUCGGGAAUGUUACGAGACCUUCUUCGGAUAUGACGAACGGACGUGUUGCGGUUACCAUUUGUUAUCAAAGGUGUUUUGGAGCUAUCGGGGCGAGAGAAUAGCAGGCUGGCCCGAUGUUUGGGGAUACCUACCGCGUCAUGGGAAACUAGACGAAUUCGAAUAUCAUCACGAACUAGCGGAGCGCGUAAAGCACGCAGAGUUUGUUUUCGAUGAAGUCGUUGGAUUUGAUAGUAGCGCACCCUUCAUCGAAGCGGCAAAGCAGAUGCGCGAUGAAAAAGAGAGGCGUGUAGAUGUUCCAAUGGAAGGCGGUAAACGGGAAAGUAUGGAAUUGAGUUGGUUUGAAGACGCUCCAUUCAUCGAUUGGUUCAAGAGCUGGGCGACCGAGAAACACUUGGUGGAUUUCAAACCAAUGACAAAGUGUACGUUUGAAGUCGGCGACGCGUGCUCGCUCGAGUACUGGAAAACUCUGGGGAAAUUUGACGCCGUGUUGGUGGCCAACUUACUGUGUCGACUGCCUCGGCCGCGAGCGUGCCUGGAUGGACUGGCGACGGUGUGCAAUCCCGGCGCCGUCGUCGUGUUUUGCACGCCGUGGUCCUGGUUGGACGAGUACACGCCAGAUAAACGCGAGCGCUUAGACAGUGCAGAGUUAGUAUCGGAAAUGAAGACGCGGGGUUUCGAAGAGGGCGAGCGGGACUAUGAUUACGAAAUCCCGUGUUUCAUUCGGGAGCAUUACCGAAAAGUACAGUACAUCAUAUCACAAGUGCGCGUGUUCAUCAAACAGUAG